UCUGAUAUCUAAUUGAUAACCUCAAUUUUUUACCAACAAACUGUUAUUAUUUUAUCUUUAUAUUCUAUUUUUAUUAACGAAUGAGUAUUGGUAUUCUAAAUUUAAUACAUGUGUGAAGUGAGCCAAGCUUUUGCUUGGCAUGACCCUUUCUUUUUUUUAACCUAUGUUAACGAGUCAGUUUCGAACUUUCAAGUUGAAUUGGUUAAUUAUACGAAAGACAUCCUGGAGCACCUAAUUAUUGGUAGUUUUCUGUACAUAGUAACAUGUAUACUUCUCUAUUUCGCAAUUAUCCGAUGGAAGACACUUAGUUUCAAUAAAUCAAUAAAAAAUCCAAAGAGAGUUCUAAUUGUUACAGCUCAUCCAGAUGAUGAGUGUAUGUUUUUUGGACCAACUAUCCUGAAUCUAACGAAAAACAAGGAGUGUACCGUUUAUAUUUUAUGCUUAUCCACAGGUAGUAAUUAUGGAAUGGGAAAAAUUAGAAAAUACGAACUUUAUAAAUCGUGUAGAACCCUUGGCAUUGCCAGUGAUUCUAUAACGGUCAUGAACCAUGAAGAUUUACCUGAUGAUAUAAGUAAACGUUGGCCGGAAGAGAUAGUUGCAGAAUUGAUAUUGAAUCAUAUUGAAAUAUAUGAUAUAACUACUUUGAUUACUUUCGAUAGGAGUGGUAUCAGUUCUCACCCCAACCAUUUCAGUAUUUAUUAUGCAGUAGCUCAUUUGAGCUUUGGCGGGGAUAUUCCUAAAAGUUGUAGUGUUUAUGUGCUUGAGAGUAUCAAUGUGUUGAGGAAGUAUUGGUUCAUUCUAGAUAUACCUAUUUCAUUUUUACUUUCGAGAACUAGGUAUAUAGUUGGGCCAAGUGGAAGGUCAGUGAUUCACAAAGCGAUGUCAGAACAUAAAUCACAAAUGGUGUGGUUUAGAAGGUUAUAUCUAAUUUUUUCCCGUUAUGUUGUUAUCAACACUCUGCAGGAGAUGAACCCUUCUGAUAUAGAGCUUGAUUUAUCAAUUGAUGAUUGAAUAUGCAACUGAAGACCUUUUUCAUCAACUACUUGUACAAUUUUUAUACUGAUGAUCAUCUCAUUUCAAAUUUAAAACCGUUUAGUGUAGUGCUCAUUUAUCUUGUAGGCUUAAAAUGAUUUCAGCUCCUAGAAAGAGCUGCAGAAUUCCUUAUAAGGUUUAAUUACCUUUGAUGAGCACAUGGGCAUUAGUGAAAAAAAUUAAUCUAUUGUGUGAUUUCUCGUUGAACCAUGGUUUUCAGGUUUAAGUAAGCUUCCGGCUUGUGUUCUGAAGGGUUAAAAUGUUGUAUACAUUAUUUAAUUGUUUUAUACAAAGCCAUAUCGUUUUUAGCUACUGUUAUGUUUGACUAAUUUGAAUAUAAAAGUACCAAAAAGA
This is a messenger RNA of Coccinella septempunctata (seven-spotted ladybird), 1386 nucleotides long. RefSeq names its product N-acetylglucosaminyl-phosphatidylinositol de-N-acetylase (gene PIG-L). Gene Ontology annotation, cellular component: endoplasmic reticulum. Bases 109 to 1011 code for a protein of 300 amino acids. Lineage: Eukaryota; Metazoa; Arthropoda; Insecta; Coleoptera; Coccinellidae. The transcript has 4 exons. Gene Ontology annotation, molecular function: N-acetylglucosaminylphosphatidylinositol deacetylase activity. Gene Ontology annotation, biological process: GPI anchor biosynthetic process. The record is from RefSeq and is a predicted model, not a curated record.